GACAACAAUACGGAACUCGGAAGUUGCAAGGAGGGACAAAAGCUUUCAUUGUAACCUCAUGCAAUGCCAUUCAAUGCAUGCCCAGAUUGAUCCCUUGGUUCCCCGUUAGUUAAAGCCACGAGUUGACAGAUAGAGAGCCAUAUACAAUGGAACAACAACUUUUGCUCAAGCUUCUGUGGAUCAACAAUGAGCCCACGCGUAUGAACAUGCUCCGGAUGUUUCUACAAGGUCCCGGUGCCGAUCCUUCGGUGAACAAAAUGUCUCCAGAACUGUUUCUCCAAGCGAUUGCGUAUCACGGCAAGUUGGUCAAGAUCAUAAUGGAGACCAUUCCCGGCAAGGAAGAGCUAUGUCAGCAGGAAAUGGGUAUUCUGUUGCAGAUUGCCAUGAAUACACGUGUAGCUCUGGUGGAAAUGCACGGAGAAGAUUCGCCCAUUGUGUUGCGAUUCCAAGAUGGAUUGUCUCCUGUUUUCACUUAGCUGAAGCUAGCGGAUCUUCUCACCAGGAUGAAUGAAAUGAAUGAAUCGAAUAUACCCAAUCCGCCCCGCAAACCCAGGCGGUACUAUCACAUGACAGGAAAAGGACGACACCAGAUAGAUGAUGGAAUGUAAUUUUAGUCAAUAUUUUUGCAUC
Seminavis robusta is the source of this 630-nucleotide messenger RNA. Lineage: Eukaryota; Bacillariophyta; Bacillariophyceae; Naviculales; Naviculaceae. The record is from the annotation of a GenBank genome assembly.